Molecule: messenger RNA, 1524 nt
Organism: Effrenium voratum
Lineage: Eukaryota; Dinophyceae; Suessiales; Symbiodiniaceae
Source: the annotation of a GenBank genome assembly
AUGAUUCGACGCCCGGCCGAGCCCCGGGCUCCGGGGGCGCAGCCCGAGACGACGGCGAUGCCGGACGCCGCGCAGCUGCCCUCGCGCCUCAUCAAGGCCGCCUCGCCCGACCUGGCGAAGCCACGGGCGACGGCCAUCUCGUACCACUACGCCACCCGGGAGAGCCGCGUGAGCCGAGGCAGCGUGGACCACUCCAGCGCGGGCGGAAGCCGCAGCCCGCGGGCGCGGAGCCGUGAGCUCUGCCCGCUGCUGCACCACGCCCUGCUGAAGGAGAUGCGAAGCAUUUGCAAGCAUCUGCGCCUCGACAUCAAGGACGACGUCCGCCAGCUGCUGCAGCAGAAGCAGGAGGUGCGAAGUGAGGUGAAGGCGAAGGCCCGUGAUGAAAGCUGGCCUCUCGACAGGCCCACACUGCCCAACGCGGUGGAUGGCGACCUCGAGGUCGAGGACUUCCUGCCGCAGCCGGAGGUGAAGGGCCUGGGCCGCUUCGCCUGGGAGUCCCGGGAGCCUUCGAAGAACCAGCAGAGUCCCAGAAAGAGCUCAGAGGAGCUGGUCUUUGCCCAGCGCACGCCCGCGGUGCCGCUGGAGAAGAGCCGCUACCUCUCCUCGGUGGCCGCUGGAUCUGAACCCUGGGUCUACGACCAGCUGUGGGCGGCUGGGCUCACCUUGCGUCAGGGCUUUGUGGAGGCCCCCGGCAGUCGCGGCCCGCGCUUCCUCUACGCGGCUCAGCUGAAAGUGCCGAAAGUGGACGCCACGGGCGCCCCUUCUGGCCCGGAAGUCUGCACGGAGCUGCCGAAGAAGAAGGCCGGCGCUGUGCGCCUGGUGCUGGUGUCCGAUACCCACGAGCGACAUGCUGGCCUGGUACUGCCAGCCUGUGACGCCGUGCUCCAUUGCGGCGACAUCUUGGCGUGCAGCCGCAUGGCCACGCAGCGCCACGCCGAGGCGGUGCUGAAGGACUUCGGGGACUGGCUCCGCACGGCGGACACGGGGAAGUGCGCGCGCUUCGUGAUCGCGGGCAACCACGACUUUUGGAUCGAGGAGUUGGGCAAGGAGAGGGUUCAGGAGCUUCUCGGGGAGGAGGUGCAGUACCUGGAGUUCACCUCGGGCUCCUUCGAGGUCUCGGACGGCGCCGGCGCUAAGUUGGUCUCGGUCUUUGGGGCCCCCAUCUCCGCCGGCAAGAGCAUGAACCGAGCCUUUCAGCAUCCGCAAGCCUUGGAGCAGCUUGAGUCGACGCAUUUGGAGUGUUGCGACAUCGCCCUGACCCACGGCCCGCUGUCGUCUCUCGUGAAGCGAAAGGCACAGCCGGCGAUCGGCCAGAUGUUGGCCCGGCUCAGGCCGAGCCUGCACGUGUACGGCCACAUUCAUGGCAUGUAUGGCCGCAUCUCGCGCAUCUCAGAGCAGCUCCAGGGCUUGUCCAUCAAUGCCUCGAUCAUGUUCAGCCACGGCAAGCUCAGAGGACAACGGCCGGAGAACCCGCCUAUUGUCUUCGACAUCAUGCUGCCGGAAAAGUCGGAGAAUUCCGUUUGA